AAACAAAUAACAUGUUUUUUUAAUGAUUAUUAUUCGUUUUGCACUGUGAAUGAAGUUUGUCCUGAAUGGGAAAGAAGUGCAAAUAAUCAACUCUUGCGUCAUCACAGCAGCGCCCAAUUGCAUGGUGCACGCCUCCUGGGUGCAAAAUAUAAACGCUGCUCUCUACUCUGUCCUCCCUACACCGGACCGCGUCCUCUGAUAUGCGAGGCAACUGUUCUCAGUUAUCGACUAGUUUCAAGAACAAGCUCAUUUGGAGAUUCUUGCAUGCGCAAAAGGGGCGAGACAUGGAUUUCAACUUAACGCACCGCGGUGGCCUGGCGCAGAUCUUUUUCUGGAAUCAUUCCGUCUUCUACAAUAGCACCGCCGACCUUGAUCCGGAGGAGAGGGAGGACUUGGAAGUGAACACGGACGUUUAUUCCAAAGUGAUCGUGACCAUCAUCUACCUGCUUCUGUUCGCCGUGGGCUCGUUGGGCAACUCCAUCACUUUGUACACCCUCCUGAGCAAAAAGAGUCUGCAGAACUUGCAGAGCACCGUCCACUACCACCUGGCCAGCCUGGCCGUGUCCGACCUGCUCAUCCUCGUGCUCUCCAUGCCCAUCGAGCUGUACAACUUCAUCUGGUUCCACCACCCGUGGGUGUUCGGGGACGCGGUGUGCCGAGGCUACUACUACCUGCGCGACAGCUGCUCGUACGCCACGGCGUUCAACAUCGCCUCGCUGAGCGUGGAGCGCUACAUGGCCAUCUGCCACCCGUUCAAAGCCAAGAGCAUCAUGUCCCGUAGCCGCACCAAGAAGCUGAUCAGCGGCAUGUGGAUCGCCUCCUUCGCGCUGUCCACGCCGAUGCUUUUCAUCAUGGGCCAGGAGACGCGCCAGGACGAGAACAUCUGCACCGCCACCGUGGCCCCCGUCACCAUGAAGACGGUGCUCCAGGUGAAUGCCUUCUUGUCCUUUGUGGUGCCCAUGGUGGCCAUUUCGGCAUUGAACGGCGUCAUCGCCAAUCAUCUGUUGCGAAUGUUCCAUGAGGCCGAACAAGACAACCGUGUCUGCAUCGUUGGCGGCAAUCCCACCAUGCUCAACGUCUCGGUGGAGCCCAAUCGAGCUCAGUCACUUCGCCAUGGGGUUCUUGUUCUUCGAGCGGUGGUCAUAGCCUUCGUCGUCUGCUGGCUGCCUUAUCACGCCCGCCGCCUCAUGUUCUGCUACGUUUCCGACUGGUCCGACCUGUACGACUUCUACCACUACUUCUACAUGCUGACCAACGUCCUCUUCUACGUCAGCUCGGCCAUCAACCCCGUCCUCUACAACUUAGUUUCAGCCCCCUUCCGCCAGAUCUUCUUCUCCACGCUGCGGCACUUGUGCAUGCCAUGCCAUCACUCCCCCAGGAGACGCCCCGGCCCUCUGACUCGACAUUCUCUCAGCAUCUCCAGCAACCACACCCUCUCCACCAACAUCAUAAAGGAGACAGCCUACUGAUUCCAUUUGAGUGCGUUGAAAAACAAAAGCUGAAACACCACCACCACCACCAUUUGCCAUUUUAUGAUUAUGUGCAUAGAUUUGGAGACGAUCCAGAACUUGGACCCUCAGUGACAAAAAUUGUGACAUAAACAUCUGAUUGCGUGUGUGUUGCUAACAAUUGAACAAGAACUUCAGCAAUGAUAGUUAUGCUCAUAUAAUAGCAGCUGGUCCCCGUUAUAUACAAGAAGUCAAUCAAGUCAAGUCAAGUCCACAGUAUUUAUAGAGCACUUUCAAACAGCCAUCGCUGCGUACAAAGUGCUGUACAUGGAGCAAUUUAACAUGCACAAUAAACAGUAAGACAAAUCGGUAAUAAAGGCGGUAGAAAGCACCAAACAGUAAAACCAAGAACAAAUCUAAGUCAUGCCGAGUCAAACGCCAAAGAAUACAAGUGAGUUUUGAGGAGGGCUUUGAAGAUGGGCAGCGAAGAGGCUUGCCGAAUGUUCAGUGGGAGGUCAUUCCAGAGAGAGGGACCAGCA
Molecule: messenger RNA, 1987 nt
Organism: Hippocampus zosterae (dwarf seahorse)
Lineage: Eukaryota; Metazoa; Chordata; Actinopteri; Syngnathiformes; Syngnathidae
Gene: ntsr1
Product: neurotensin receptor 1 (high affinity)
Exons: 4
Coding region: 201-1469 (422 amino acids)
Biological process (GO): neuropeptide signaling pathway
Cellular component (GO): plasma membrane
Molecular function (GO): G protein-coupled neurotensin receptor activity
Source: RefSeq, a predicted model, not a curated record